Herpailurus yagouaroundi (jaguarundi) is the source of this 2737-nucleotide messenger RNA. It is a transcript of the gene RNF166, whose product is annotated as ring finger protein 166. Gene Ontology annotation, molecular function: ubiquitin protein ligase activity. Bases 1382 to 1768 code for a protein of 128 amino acids. Gene Ontology annotation, biological process: ubiquitin-dependent protein catabolic process; protein polyubiquitination. NCBI's taxonomy places the organism in Eukaryota, Metazoa, Chordata, Mammalia, Carnivora, Felidae. The transcript has 5 exons. The record is from RefSeq and is a predicted model, not a curated record.
CAGUGUGAGUGCAGAUGCUGAUGAGCUGGGGUGGGGGGCGUCCCAGAUGCCAGCGUGUGGGAGGACGGCCCAGCCCUGGGCAGCAGGAGUCCUCAGCUGCCUUUUCCUGGGAAGGAGGUGGGAGAACGCCGACCGCUUAGCUCAGCGGAGUGGUCUGUACCCAGGGGAGCCCUCUCCUCCCGUGUCCCUCCCACCCCGCCUGCAGGGUGCACACAGGUGAGAGGACAGCUGGCCUCACCCUGAUGCCCUGCAGGGUCUCUCGUGGGUGUGGGCCUGGCCCCGUCUCGGGGCUGAGCGCUCACUCCCCAGGGGCUGUGGCGGCUCUGUGUCAGCAUCUGCACAUUCUAGUUUGGCAUCACAGCUAAGCGGUCCCCACGGCGCUUCCUAAGAAGCUGGACCGACGUGGUCCUGCGAUCGAGUUCCUUCUUGCUGCCCCCCUGGCUGUCUUCCAGCCCAGCAUUCCCACUGCCUGGCUCUCCUCCUGCCUGAGUGACAGGCAGCACUGAGGGGGUGGGGGGCGCGAGGGCUUGCUGCCGUGGCCCAAGCACAUCUGUGUCCCCUGGCUGUCCUCGUGAUGUGGCAUCUCCAGGACAGUGCCAGGAGCUCAGGGCUGCAAAGAGCCUCGGGUGCCUGAGUGCGUGCCCAGGGCCGUGAGGAUCCCUGCUUGGCAGUCAAGAGCCUAAGCAAGGCCCCUCUGUUGCCACGCUCAGGCACCGUCCCACGGCUGGUGACACUCAACCUGGACAGCUUUGGCCCUGCCUCGUCCAAUGAGUCUUGGCCCUUGGAGCCCUGCGGUUUCCUCUCCCAGAACUUUUCAUGAUCUCACUCUUGAGAAUUUUGUGGGUGGAGUGUCUCCAGGGCCCUCUGCGCUGCCCCCGCGUCCCCAGAGCAGCUGAGGCGCUGUCACCACAUGGCCGUGAGAUGGGCAGGCUGAGCUCUCCCACCGCGGCUGGGGCUUUUGCUGGGCACGGUGCCGCAGGACCAGCACGGGUCCUGGGGAGCCCGGCCACUGCUGCACCGGCAUCCUGGGUAUGGCGGCGGGCCCCAGAAGCCCACAGCUGGGAGGGGACCUGGGCUCAUUUUUUAGCCAGAGGGCAGCCGUCGGGUCAGUAGGAUUUAGGAACAGAAGUGACCGUCGCCAGAAACGCGCCGCUGACGGCAGAGGGGAGCUGCCCUGCGCGCUCAGGCCGGUGUCCCCUGCCGCUGCAGGUUCUGCGGGGAGUGCCUCCAGCCGUGCCUGCAGGUCCCGUCCCCGCUGUGCCCGCUGUGCCGCCUGCCGUUCGACCCCAAGAAGGUGGACAAGGCUGCCCACGUGGAGAAGCAGCUCUCAUCCUACAAGGCACCCUGCAGGGGCUGCAACAAGAAGGUGACGCUGGCCAAGAUGAGGGUGCACGUUUCCUCCUGCAUGAAGGUCCAGGAGCAAAUGGCCAACUGCCCCAAAUUCGUCCCCGUGGUGCCCACAUCCCAGCCCAUCCCCAGCGCCGUCCCCAACAGGUCCACCUUCACUUGCCCCUACUGUGGCGCCCGAAACCUGGACCAGCAGGAGCUGCUGAAGCACUGUGUGGACAACCAUCGCAGCGACCCCAACCGCGUGGUGUGCCCCAUCUGCUCGGCCAUGCCCUGGGGGGACCCCAGUUACAAGAGCGCCAACUUCCUGCAGCACCUGCUACACCGGCACAAGUUCUCCUACGACACCUUUGUGGACUACAGCAUCGAUGAGGAAGCGGCCUUCCAGGCGGCCCUGGCCCUGUCUCUCUCCGAGAACUGAAGGCACAGCCCAGCCCCGGGACCUGAGCCCUCCCGCCUCGGGGGGACGGGGCGUGCGGUCUCCCUGAGGCCCAGCGCCUGCGUGGGAGUGGGAGUGCGCCUCGGGGACCAGGCGGGGCCUCCGUUGUCGCAGGAGGGGCGGCCCCCGAGCCCGUCGGGCCGCGUCCUCACGGGGCGGCCACCAGUGCUCCUGGCCGGGCAUUGCUGGUUUCUUCGGUGCUUCGAGCUGAGCAGGUGGCCCUGGUAGGGCCGGCUCGUUGGGCCUGGGAGCAGUCGACUGUCUGUCUGUCUGUCUCAAAGCCAUGAUGUCCUCCCCGUACGCACGGAGACCCGUCCUGCCCACGCUGCGUCCCGCAGGCCUGGCCGCUGCACGGGAAGCGCGGGAGGGGAGCCCUGGCCAGCAUCUGGCACACUUUCCCUUUGCGCGCACGGUACUGGCUUUUGUGAUACCUGGAGAUUCUGGCCUUUUUCUACGUCACCCAGUGUGAGAACCUUUUCACAUUUUAUAGAACAGCUACUCUACAAACCGCAAUCCCGCGUUUGACCAGGGGCAAUAGUAUUUUUAUGGAACAUUUACAGAAUUAUAUUUUUUAAAAAAAAAGCAAUCAAAAAUAAACAGUGGUGGGGUCAGUGCAGGGAAGGGAAAGAGGCGGGCAGACCUCGGAGCCCUAGCGCGGCCGCGGGGCUUUGCUGGGGUGCGCGCAGGACCGCGGUGGCCAGGGUCCCUUUCAUAGUCGCCAGGAAGAAGCCCCCAGUGCCCCCCUGGCUGCUCACAGUGCAGGCCUCCUCCUGCCAGGGUCCUGGCCUCGGCCCCGCUGUCACCUUCCCAAGCGGACCACGGACCGUGUAGGCCACCCCGGGGGACGACAGGCGGGGCUGGAAGACGCCAUCUCACUCUUUUCGGUUCACGGCAUAAAUUAUUGCUCUUUUAAAAAAAAAAAAACGUAAAUAAAACGUUUCAAAGCAUCUA